AUGCCUCCUACGUGGGGAUCCAUUGGAAGUAAGCAUAGGAAAUUGAGGACGUGCGACCCCAAUCUUCCGCAUUCCAUUCCCCUCCCCCUCCACCACCCUUCCCAUCUCUUUCCCACCCUCCCGAACCCCGCUUUAUCCCCUUCUCAACCCUCCCCCACCCCUCCCCACCGCUCCCCACUCCUCUCUAGGUUCACCCGCGUUCAAUCCAAAAGCCCGGCCCUUCCUCCCCUUUACCCUGGCCCGCGCACAUGCUGCACAACCGAGCCCACGUGGAUCUAUCCCCUUCCCCACCCUUCCCAACCCUCCCCACCCUUCAGCACCACUCCCCACCCCUCUCCAGCGCACUUGCUGCACAACCUCGCCCACGUGGAACUGAAUGCCAUUUCUUACCUUCUUCCACCCCUCCCCACCGUGCACCCGCGGGCAAUCCCCAAGCCCGGCCCUGCCUCCCCCUUACCCUGGCCCGCACACAUGCUGCACAAUCUAGCCCACGUGGAAUUGAACGCCAUUGACCUGGCAUGGGACACCGUUGUCAGAUUCUCUGCUCUAGGGGCGGAGGGUGAGGAGGAGGGGGAGAGGGUGUGGAGUGGAGGGAGUGGGAGGGAUGAGGAGGAGGAGGAGGAGGGGCGAAGGGAGAGUUUGGAGCAAAAGUGGAAGCUUCCGCGUCAGUUCUUUUUGGACUUUGUACACGUGGCAGAUGAUGAGAGCAGACACCUGGCGUGGUGCCUGCAGCGACUGGAAGAGAUGGGGCACAGGUGGGAUGCGGUGCAGUGCAGGUGGGGUGCGGUGCUGGUGGGUGGGAUGUGGGACGCACAUGGUGCAGGAUGCAUAUGGCUAGUUGUUCGCCGCUCCUAUAUGCCAUGUUGCCCCACUCUCACCCCAUGUUGUCCCUACCGUUACCCACUUCUUUCCAUCUCUCCCCCAACACAUUUUUCUCCCAUCUCUCCCCCCCAUCUCUCCCCCCAUCUCUCCCCCCAUCUCUCCCCCCAUCUCUCCCCCCCAUCUCUCCCCCCCAUCUCUCCCCCCAUCUCUCCCCCCAUCUCUCCCCCGCAUCUCUCACCCCAUCUCUCCCCCCCAUCUCUCCCCCCCAUCUCUCCCCCCCAUCUCUCCCCCCCAUCUCUCCCCCCCAUCUCUUCCCCCCAUCUCUCCCCCCCAUCUCUCCCCCCCAUCUCUCCCCCCCAUCUCUCCCCCCCGUCUCUCCCCCCCGUCUCUCCCCCCCGUCUCUCCCCCCCGUCUCUCCCCCCCGUCUCUCCCGCCCAUCUCUCCCCCCCCGUCUCUCCCCCCCGUCUCUCCCCCCCGUCCCUCCCCCCCGUCUCUCCCCCCCGUCUCUCCCCCCCAUCUCUCCCCCCCGUCUCUCCCCCCAUCUCUCCCCCCCAUCUCUCCCCCCCAUCUCUCUCCCCCAACUCCCCCACCUGCAGCUACGGGGACAUGCCAGCUCACAACCUGCUCUGGAGGGACUGCGAGAAGUCGGCCAAUCAUGUGCAAGACAGGCUGGCAGUCAUUCCCAUGGUGCAGGAAGCGAGAGGGCUGGACGCGGGGCCGCGGCUGGUGGAGCGGCUGGUAGGGCUGGGCGAUAACAGGAGUGCAGCAGUAGUGGCGAAGAUAGCACAGGAGGAGGUGGCACACGUGGCAGUCGGGGUGGUGUGGUUUGUCUGGGUCUGCGAGCGCAUGGGCGUGGACCCACUGACUUCCUUCACAAGGCCGUUCAACCAUGCAGCUUGUGCUACUGCUGCCUGCCCCAGCGGUCCAUACCAUAUGCCUGAUUGUGCGCAUUCUGAUCUGAGACUUGGCCGUUCAACCAUGCAGCUCGUGCCACUGCUGGCCUGCCACAGCGGUCCAUACCCUAUACCUGGUGUCAUUCGCUCGCUGUGUGCCGAUGGGGUGAAGGGCCGUUCAACCAUGCCGCUCGUGCUGCUGCUGGCCUGCCACGCCACUGCUACGACCCCCAACCACCCGCCACUGCUACGACCCCCAACCACCCGCCACUGCUACGACCCCCAACCACCCGCCACUGCUACGACCCCCAACCACCCGCCACUGCUACGACCCCCAACCACCCGCCACUGCUUCCCCACCAACCUCUCUCGAACCCUCUCCAUUCCUCCCUUUCUCUGCGCAGGUGUGAUCCGAUUGCUGUGUGCGGAUGGGGUGAAAGGGCCGUUCAACCAUGCAGCUCGUGCCACUGCUGGGCUGCCACGCCACUGGUACGACCCCCAACCACCCGCCACUGCUGCCCCGCUCGAUACAGUCACAUCUGGCUCUGCCACUGACACACCUGCUUCGGUCACACUUGCUGCAGUCACACCUGCCGCAGUCACAUCAGCUCAUGGCACUUCAGUGGGUUCAUGUGGUGAAGGGGCAAAGGAGGGAACUGGAGUGAUGGUGGAAAAAUGGCGCUCAGGGCAGCAAGAAGUGGGCAAAAAAUGGAGAAAGCUGAUGAGCGGGCAGGUGAACCGGGCUGCCCGGGAAAAGAUGCAGGAUCAGCUGCAGAGGAAGGCAGCGCGCAUCGAGGCCCACAUCCAACGGACCUGA
Closterium sp. Naga37s-1 is the source of this 2532-nucleotide messenger RNA. Lineage: Eukaryota; Viridiplantae; Streptophyta; Zygnematophyceae; Desmidiales; Closteriaceae. The record is from the annotation of a GenBank genome assembly.